UAUAAUGAGUGUGGUAAACCCUUUGCACGAAACAGUUAUCUCUUAAGCCAUAAAAGAACACACACUGGAGAGAAACCUUAUGAAUGUAACCAGUGUGGUAAAGCCUUUUCACGAAACAGUACUCUCAUACGGCAUAAAAGAACACACACUGGAGAGAAACCUUAUGAAUGUAACCAGUGUGGUAAAGCCUUGGCAGAAAACAGUAAUCUCUUAAGCCAUAAAAGAACACAUACUGAGGACUGA
Meriones unguiculatus (Mongolian gerbil) is the source of this 243-nucleotide messenger RNA. RefSeq names its product zinc finger protein 391-like. The annotation marks the transcript as partial. Gene Ontology annotation, molecular function: DNA-binding transcription factor activity, RNA polymerase II-specific; RNA polymerase II cis-regulatory region sequence-specific DNA binding. The transcript has 2 exons. NCBI's taxonomy places the organism in Eukaryota, Metazoa, Chordata, Mammalia, Rodentia, Muridae. The record is from RefSeq and is a predicted model, not a curated record. Gene Ontology annotation, biological process: regulation of transcription by RNA polymerase II.